Lactuca saligna is the source of this 1452-nucleotide messenger RNA. The record is from the annotation of a GenBank genome assembly. Lineage: Eukaryota; Viridiplantae; Streptophyta; Magnoliopsida; Asterales; Asteraceae.
UGUUGGAAAAACACUGAAAACUCUCUUAAUAGGCGUAAUAUCAGUAUAUGGCUAUAUAUGCCACCAAACUCCUAUCCUCUCACAUUCCCUGUGAUUCCAUAGCAUUCAUCUAGUGCUUGUUUAACAGGUAAAUGGAAGCAGUGAGAAAUCUACAGGUAAUCUUGAAGGAUUACGUUAAUGGCUUCCCCAAGGAAUCAUACAUGCUCCUUAAAACUUCCAUCAUCCCCCUCAAGCUCCCACAAGAUUCCAAUGGCGUCCUCGUAAAGAACCUUUAUCUCUCCUGCGAUCCAUACCUGUGUCUUCUGAUGAGCAAAGGUCAAGUCGGUUACCUUGAAUCCUUCACUCCUGGUUCGCCCAUAACAGGAUUUGGAGUCGCUAAAGUUGUGGAUUCUGGGCAUUCAAACUUCAAGAAAGGUGACCUCGUUUGGGGAUUGACUGGAUGGGAAGAAUACACCAUUAUCACUACUCCCCAGACCCUUUUCAAGAUUCAAGAUACAGAUGUCCCUCUUUCAUAUUAUACAGGAAUCCUUGGUAUGCCCGGUAUGACUGCUUAUUAUGGCUUCUACGAGAUUUGUGCUCCGAAGAAAGGAGAGUAUGUCUUUGUUUCAUCCGCUUCGGGGGCAGUCGGUCAGCUUGUCGGGCAGUUUGCGAAGCUGACCGGAUGUUAUGUUGUUGGGACUGCUGGAACCAACGAAAAGGUUGAGCUGCUGAAAAAUAAAUUUGGAUAUGAUGAAGCUUUUAACUACAAGGAAGAGCAAGAUCUUGAUGCAGCUCUCAAGAGGUACUUUCCGGAAGGAAUUGAUAUAUACUUCGAGAACGUUGGUGGGAAGAUGUUGGAGGCGGUGCUUUUAAAUAUGAGAGUAAAUGGACGGAUUUCGGCUUGUGGGAUGAUCUCACAGUACAACUUAAAUCAAGAGGAGGGUGUGAGGAAUUUGUCAAGCAUAAUAAUGAAACGACUUCAUAUGAAAGGGUUUAUUGUAAGUGAUCAUUUUAAUUUGCUUCCAAAGUACAUGGAAAUGGUUAUACCAUUGAUAAAAGAAGGGAAGAUAUGUUACAUUGAAGAUAUUGUAGAGGGGCUUGAGAGUGCACCUGCGGCUUUGGUCGGGCUUUUUUCGGGAAAAAAUGUUGGCAAGCAAGUGGUGCUUGUGGCUCGUGAAUGAGUCCAUAUGGUUGGAUAAGUAUAGUUACACGUAUAUGAUUAUCAUUCUCAAACAUGUUAUGAAUAUUACAAACAUAAAUUUUACACAAACCUGAUCAUUGGAACAUAUUCGCAAUGUUGAACCUAGUUUACACUUUACGAGGACUUAAUUAGACAUUUCCAGCAACAUAAAUAAUCCAUUAUAUUAACUUAUUCUAAUAUCCUAAACUAGAUUUUAAGUAUGUUACACAUAAUUUUCCAUUCUUUAACAAAUGUAAAACCUAUUUAAACAUAAAUUUCACUAGAACUUGAUC